AUGAACGCGCCACUACUAAUUCUCUACGGCUCUCAGACUGGCAACGCGCAGGAUGUGGCGGAGCGUAUCGGUCGCGAGGCCCGGCUGCGGCUGUUCUCCCCCCGAGUGGUGGCCAUGGACAGCUACGAUGUGAGCCAGCUGCCGGGGGAGCGGCUGGUGGUGUGUGUCACAUCCACAACCGGCCAGGGCGACCCCCCCGAUAACAUGCGGCGCUUCUGGCGCUUCCUGCUUCGCAAGUCCCUUCCUCCGGACUCCCUGGCCGCGUGCCGCUAUGCCGUGUUUGGUCUGGGGGACUCGGGUUACCCCCACUACAACGUGGUUGCCAAGAAGCUGGAUCGGCGGUUGGAGGGUCUCGGAGCCAGACCGUUACUGGAAAGAGGUUUGGGGGAUGACCAACACCCCAACGGUUACGAGGGAGCUCUGGACCCGUGGAUUGUACGACUGUGGCCGGCCCUGCGCGGGACAUGUCCCCUCCCCGAGGGGGUGCAGGAGCCGGUUCUCUCCGAGGACGCGCUCCUCUCCCUGGGGCCGCCAAAGUUCCAAGUUACCCGCCUGAAAGCGGAGGACGCAGCGGAAGCGGCGGAGGCGCUGGCGGCCAGGCUGCAAAGAGAGCAGCCUCACGUGAAAGGACUGUACGAGCAAGUACGACAUCACCCGCCGGCGGCGGAGGCGGGCGUGAAGGUCAACCGCCGGGUGACGUCAGCGGAUCAUUUUCAGGACACACGACACAUUGAGCUGGAUCUCGGAGAAUCCGGAUUGUCGUACGAGCCUGGAGAUGUGUUGGCGAUCCUGCCCCUGACCUCGGAGGCAGUUGUGGACGCCUUCCUUCAGCGAUUGGGUUUGGACGGGGAGGCGUGGGUGCGGGUGGGCCCCGGCGGGGUGACUGUCCGCUACCCCCCGCCCUGUUUCCCCCCUCUUCCCUCCCCCCUCCCCCCUACCAUGUGUGGCUGCUUAGACAUCGGCGGCGCCUCCCCACGGCGGUACUUGUUCCAGGUACUGCGCCACUACGCUGACGUGGAGCUCGAUCGGGAACGACUGUCGUACUUUGCAACGGCAGAGGGCCGAGAUGACCUGUACAGGUACAACCAACGAGAAGGUCGUACACUCCUGGAAGUCCUCAACGACUUCCGCUCCGCCACUCCCCCUUUGGAGAGGCUGCUGGAGUCGGCCCCGCCGCUGCGACCCCGCCUGUUCUCCCUGGCCAGCAGCCAGCGGCUCCGCGGCCCGGCGGCGGCACACCUCCUCGUGGCGCUGGUGUCGUACAAGACGCCGUUGCGGCGGCCCAAGACGGGACUGUGUAGCGGCUACUUGGCGCGGCUGGGGCCCCUUGAGGCGGCGGACCGAGUGGCUGUGUGGGUGGAGCGGGGGGCACUGAGGCCGCCCAAGUCCCUGAAUACACCCCUCAUAUUCGUUGGGCCGGGGACAGGUGUGGCGCCCUUCCGGUCCUUCCUAGAGGACCGCUACGCCCUGCUGCAGUCGCAGCUUUCUCGACCGGCGCCAUGCCACCUGUUUUUCGGAUGUCGUGGCCGCCACACGGACUUCUACUACCGGGAGCAAUGGGAGGAGUACUUGCGGGCGGAGGUGCUGCACCCAACACGAGGAGGACUCAUCACUGCGUUCUCGAGGGAAGCCACCACCGCGGCGGCGGCGACGGCGACGGUGUAUGUGACGCAUCGUAUUCGUGAGUACGGCGAGCUGAUGUGGCAUCUGCUGACGGAGGAGGGCGCGGCGGUGUACGUUUCGGGCUCGGCGAAGAAGAUGCCGGAGGGUGUGGCGGCGGCGUUUGCUGACGUGGCGGCGCGGCACGGCGGGCUGGACGCGGCAGCGGCGGUAGCAUUUGUACGGCAGCUAGAGCUGAAGGGGAGGUACCAAGUGGAGGCUUGGUCGUAG
This is a messenger RNA of Volvox carteri f. nagariensis, 1890 nucleotides long. RefSeq lists its product as uncharacterized. The transcript has 16 exons. Gene Ontology annotation, molecular function: flavin adenine dinucleotide binding; FMN binding; NADPH-hemoprotein reductase activity. Bases 1 to 1890 code for a protein of 629 amino acids. Gene Ontology annotation, cellular component: cytosol. Lineage: Eukaryota; Viridiplantae; Chlorophyta; Chlorophyceae; Chlamydomonadales; Volvocaceae. The record is from RefSeq and is a predicted model, not a curated record.